Cryptomeria japonica (Japanese cedar) is the source of this 1698-nucleotide messenger RNA. Its product is annotated as probable fructokinase-4. The record is from RefSeq and is a predicted model, not a curated record. The coding region runs from base 279 to 1322 and encodes 347 amino acids. The transcript has 7 exons. Gene Ontology annotation, molecular function: fructokinase activity. Gene Ontology annotation, biological process: fructose metabolic process. Gene Ontology annotation, cellular component: cytosol. NCBI's taxonomy places the organism in Eukaryota, Viridiplantae, Streptophyta, Pinopsida, Cupressales, Cupressaceae.
UCUUUCAUUGCUGAUUUGGUUGAAUGCUGUAGUCAAAUCCACCUCACGACAACGCGGAAUAAACAGAGAAACAGUAAUAAAUUCGAGUUUUAGAUAAAAACAAAACAUAAAACUGUAGGUUUUUUCAAACUAUAUGAAGCCCUCGCGAAUCAGCAAUAUUCUGUGUUUUUGGACGAUUCAGAUCUGGAUAUAUUAAAGCCUGUAGAUUCAUUCACAGUUGAGAUAUUCAUAUUCAUUCAUUCUUUCAUUCGUUGGUCUUGUCAGUUGUAGCAGAAGGAAUGGCUUUCACUAAUGGUUCUGCAGCCCUUGAAAAUGGGUUCAAAAAGAUGGAUUUGGGGAGGCCAGCAGCCAAGAAGAGUGGUUUGGUAGUUUGUUUUGGGGAGAUGCUGAUUGAUUUUGUUCCCACUGUGGGAGAGGUUUCAUUGGCUGAAGCACCUGCAUUUGUCAAGGCCCCUGGUGGUGCACCUGCAAAUGUUGCUGUUGCGAUUGCUAGGCUUGGUGGCCAGUCAGCAUUUGUUGGGAAGGUUGGAGAUGAUGAGUUUGGGCACAUGCUUGCUAGCAUUUUGAGGGAAAACAAGGUUAUGGAUCAGGGAAUUAGAUUUGAUUCCAAUGCUAGAACAGCGCUUGCCUUUGUGACCCUAAAGGUGGAUGGUGAGAGAGAGUUUAUGUUCUACCGCAAUCCCAGUGCUGAUAUGCUUCUUCAUGAGUCUGAGCUAGACAGAGAUUUAAUCCAAAAGGCUUCAAUAUUUCACUAUGGAUCAAUAAGUCUAAUAGCAGAACCAACUAGGUCAGCUCAUCUUGCAGCCAUGGAGGUUGCAAGAGAAGGAGGUGCCCUGCUAUCUUAUGAUCCAAAUCUUAGACUGCCUCUUUGGCCGUCUGCUGAGAAAGCACGCAAAGGGAUCCUGAGUAUAUGGGAUAAGGCAGACUCGAUAAAGGUGAGUGAUGAGGAGGUAGCAUUUCUUACAGGAGGAGACCCUAAUAGUGAUGAAGUUGUAAUGUCACUUUGGCACCCCAGAUUAACAUUAUUGCUUGUAACUUUUGGACAAAAGGGCUGCAAAUAUUAUACCAAGUCUUUUAGUGGAAUGGUGGCUAGUAUUUCGGUGAAGGCAAUUGACACAACAGGUGCAGGAGAUGCAUUCGUAGGAGGGCUUUUGAAUCAAAUUGUAAAUGACAUGUCAGUGCUUAAGGAUGAACAGAAGUUGAAAGAGGCUCUUAGAUUUGCAAAUGGGUGUGGUGCAAUUACAACAACAAAGAAAGGAGCAAUUCCAGCAUUGCCUGAUAAAUCAGCAGUAUUGGAGCUCCUCAAGAACAUUGCCAUGUAAUGUCCCAUAUGAGAGGAGGGCAUUGUAAUUUGUGUGUGUACAUUAUGAUUCUUUAUCAUGUAUUCAUUCAUAAAUUCUAAUAAGCCCACCUCCAAUAGGAAUUUAGAAUAUGAGGAUUCACUAUCUUUGGCCUGUUCUUGUAACUUCCGACAAAGAAGUUGGAUGGUAUGUGUUACUCUGCCCACAAUAGAUCCAAUGGUUUUUCCAAAACAAAUGAAAAAAAAUUUAUGACUGGGAUAAGCUAUAUACCCCUAUACAAGUGGAAAAGUUAUGUUGUAGUCACCAUUCAUCUUAAGCAAAAGAAUGUGAAAUUUCUGUAUUUUCUUCAAUAAAUUCUUUUGAGAGACUGAAAUGUCAUCUUUCAAUUGGGAUUCAA